Messenger RNA from Dermatophagoides farinae (American house dust mite), 2262 nucleotides. Its product is annotated as THO complex 1-like protein Hpr1. NCBI's taxonomy places the organism in Eukaryota, Metazoa, Arthropoda, Arachnida, Sarcoptiformes, Pyroglyphidae. Gene Ontology annotation, biological process: signal transduction; regulation of DNA-templated transcription; mRNA export from nucleus. The record is from RefSeq and is a predicted model, not a curated record. Gene Ontology annotation, cellular component: THO complex part of transcription export complex. Gene Ontology annotation, molecular function: protein binding.
UCCCUUGUAGCGAUCCAUUGUAAUCGAAAUAGCCAUAUAUGUGUGUACGUACUUUAUGACUACGAUUAUUAAUUGAUCGGCUGAUUGUUUAUUCGCGGUCCAAUUUUUAGUCUUUGAUUUUUUUUUUUUUUUUGAUAAAAACAAAAUGAUUUUCGAAAAAUUCAAAUUAGACUUGAAAAAUUGCAUUCAAAGUUUUCUGACGGAUGGCGACAAAGAUUUGGUUCUAAGUUUAUUGAAUACAACCGAACGACAACAUUAUGAAAAUGAUUUUAAAGUCAUUGUUGAUACCAUCAUUCGAGAGGUUUUAUUAUUGACAUUAGCUUCGGAAAAGGAAUCUGAUUAUGAGAAAUUGAAACGUCUACUGGAAUUAUCGAUCUCAUUGGCCAAAAUCGAAUAUUGUUCCAUUAAUACACCGAUUGUUUUACUAAGUGAAUUACUAGAUUGUUGUACAUUGAAAGAAUGUGAGCUAUUAUUCUCGCUCAUCGAUGACAAUAUUUACAUUUGGAAAGAGGAUUUUUUCUUCAAAAAUGUUAAAAAUCAAUUACUUCGCACGUGUAAUGAUUUACUUCGAAGACUUUCAAGAAAUCAAAACACCGUAUUCUGUGGACGUAUUCUGAUUUUUUUGGCAAAUUUUUUUCCACUUUUUGAACGAUCUGGAUUGAAUUUAACAUCCGAAUUCAAUCAGGAUAAUUCAACAUCAUAUUCAUUGCAAGAGGAUGAAGAACUUGAAGAAAAUCUACCUGAUGAUGAUGAUAAAAAUGUGACGGAUGAAAAAGAAGUCGAUCGAAUCAAAGUGGAUAUGAAUUUCUAUAAAAAAUUCUGGCAACUACAGGAAUAUUUUCGUAAUCCAACCAUUAGUUAUCAGAGGAAUAAUUUUAAAAAUUUUCAAAAUUACUGCAAUGAAGUUUUAUCCGUAUUCGCUGGCUACAAAAUUGAUCCAAAUUCCUGUUUCUAUUUUCAAGCACUUGGACUUGAUAAUAGCAAUCAUAACAAUGAUGAUAAGUCAAUAUUUUUUGUCAAAUAUUUGACGAAUCAAAAAUUAUUGGAACUUCAAUUAAGCGAUUCAAAUUUUCGUCGUCAUAUUCUCAUACAGAUUCUAAUUGUAUUCCAGUAUUUUACAUCGAACGUUAAAUUCCGUGUAUUGGAGAAUGCUUCAAUGAAUGAUGAACAAUUAUCAUGGAUAAAUAAUAUUCGAAUCAAAGUUCAUCAGCUUAUCGAAGAAACACCACCGAAUGGAAAAGAAGUUCGUAAAGUUAUUGAACAUUUAUUGAAUCGUGAAGAAUUCUGGAAUAAUUGGAAAAAUGAAGGCUGUUGUGAAUUGAAACAGAUUGAUGAACCUGAAGAUGUACGUAAACGUACAGCCGAUUAUAUUGCAUCGACAUAUGUUGUAUCACAGAAAAGAGCUCGACUUGGUGAACAUGUACGAAAUGCCAUCAAUAAUAAUAAAAUUCUCAUCGGAAAUGCUGAAUUGAAUCGAUUAUGGAAUUUUUGUCCCGACAAUCUGGAUGCUUGUCGUUCGGAGAAACGAAUUUUUACGCCAAAACUUGAACAAUUUUUUGAGCCACUUCUGAAACGACCUUCAGAAGAACGUCAAUUUUAUUGUUCUGAUCCAAAUUAUUGUUGGAAAUCAUUGCGUUUAUUAUGCCAGAAAAGUAAUUAUUUUUUCGUACCAAGUAAUCAGGUAGUGAAACCAGUGGCCGAUUAUCUUGAAGGUGUCAUUGAAAAAUUGGCAAAAGAUUAUAAUUUUUCUACACCAAAAAUUCAAAAUUCCAACAACAACAACAAUAACGGUAAUAGCAACAACUUGAAUAAUAAUAAUAAUGAUGAUAAUAAAACCGAAACAGAAGAUAUAAGUGAUGAUGAAUUAUUGAAAAAUGUUGAUUCAAAUUCUGUACGUAGUAAUGAAGAUGAUACAAUGGAUGAUAUGGAUAUGAAUGUAAAUGAUUCGAAUAAUAAUGACAAUAAUACAAAUAAUGCUGACGAUGUAAUCACCAACAAUAUAAUUGAUCAGAUUUCUAUUAAAAUACAGGAUUUAUGGGAUGAAUUAUCACCAUUAUUUGGAUUUACUGAUGAUGAAUUGGAAUAUAUCAAAGAAUGUUAUCCAGAUCGAGUGGCCAGAAUUAAACAUCUGAUUACAAUAUGGAAAGAUGAACAAGGUCCUGAAGAAGGUAAUCUGAAAAAAUUACAAAAAAUAAUCAAUUCAAUUAAACCAGAUAUGACCAUUAUUAAUUGUUAAUGUGUAUUUCAAUAAUAAUAAAAAAA